AUGACGAAUUCUCUUUAUCAAACUUUGGAGAAAUACAAUUCUGAAAAUAUCAUAAAAGCAUCUGUUCUGGCCAGUGUAUGGCUGAGUUAUCAAAAUGAAAGUAUGACUUUUGACGAGGUUUUAACAGAAGCUGAAAAUUAUUUCAAAGAAUAUCCUGGCUUAGGAGAUUGUAACAAAUAUCCAAUUAUUGUGGAAAUUAAACCAAGUGGUGGACCUGCAUGUGAAUCUUUGUUCACUCUGUACAGACGCUUACCAGACAAUCAAAAUCAAAGCAAAAUGAAAAACAAUAAUGCUUCAAAUGUUUUCAUUAGUGAAUGGUCUAAAUUUCCUGUUUACGUGAAACAUUUCAAUGCUAAAUCUAUCCAACAAGAUGAAUUCAUCACAAAGACAGAGGAAUUCAGUGAACAAUUGGUAAACAUGAAUGCUAAAUUCAGUUCAGAUCCAUAUUAUUGGAUUAUAUAUAAUGAAGGAGGUGAUGCAGAGAUUUGGAUCAAAGCUGAUUAA
Messenger RNA from Trichobilharzia regenti, 504 nucleotides. The record is from the annotation of a GenBank genome assembly. Lineage: Eukaryota; Metazoa; Platyhelminthes; Trematoda; Strigeidida; Schistosomatidae.